GGCGUUGCCUCGGUCAGUAGUCAACACGUUCUCCUUCACAGGACUCCGUUGUCCCUCCCAAGUUUCGACCCAAGUUUCCAUCAACCGAUCGAUUCGAGUGUUGCUACAAUUCGUUCUGAUCAAAAGUAAGUGCGCGCGUGUGGUUCGUGUGUGUAUACAUGUGCCAUCAUCCGCGUGAGCGAUAAGCGGGAGAGAAGAGGACUCGGGCCAACAGAAGCCGGAACCAAAAAAUGGAUGCGACGUCACUGCGACUCAUUUCCGGACUGCUUUUGUUCGCCUACACCGCCUCACACUUCAGUCACGCCAACAAUGGACCCAAUUAUUACGGAAAAUUUAUCGGAAAACUGAAAAACUACGCGCAUGGAAUCAAAGGGGACGUAUACGCAGUGGACGACACGACGAUAUUCAUAAAAGGAUUCUGCUACGAUGGGACCGGACCGGACGCGUAUUUCUGGGUGGGGAACACUUCAACGCCCACGCCGCAGGGAUACAUCGUCCCGUAUCCGGAAAUGGAAAAGAUCAGGGACCCGGUGGUGCUCCAAUCGUACAACUACACAGACAUCAUUCUGAAGCUGCCUGAUGGGAAACGGAUACGGGACAUCAAAUGGCUGAGCGUUUGGUGUCGUCGAUUCACAGUGAACUUCGGUGACGUUUUCAUCCCGGCAAAUUUAAAAGUGCCGAAGGCAAGGGUGCUGCCAGAAUUCUCGAGGCUAGCCCACGGUCUACGUAGCGGGAACAUCACCAUUCUAGAUAGCAAAACUUUUUACAUUCCGAAUCUUCAUUACGAUGGCGCCGGCCCGGACGCGUAUUUCUGGGUUGGGAACGGGUCAGAGCCUACCACGUUUGGUAUCAAAGUGCCAAACGAGAGGAAAAGUUUGGCACCAUUGAAGGGCUAUCAAGGGGAAGACAUCGAAAUCGUUUUGCCGGGCAACUUGACGGUGCACGACAUUGACUGGUUGUCGGUAUGGUGCGUGCAAUACAAGCACAACUUCGGGCAUGUACUGAUACCUAAGGACCUCGAUGUUCCGCCUGCUCUUGGACAGACCAAAAUUACGCCGCCUUGGUGGUACGAUCCUACAAGCAGUACACCCUCACCGCCCCUGUCCAAACACGAGCUGACCAAUUGCAAGGAAAUGUUGGAGGGUCGUGUACAAGUCCAAUGGGAGAUGAUAGGAGACGACAUUCAGAUCAGAGUGUCUGGCCGGAUCAGGGAGGACCAGUACGUUGCGUUCGGUUUAUCCGGCCGAGAGGGAAAGUCAGAGAUGAUCGGUGGCGAUGUGGUGGUGGUCGCUUACAACAACAGGACCGAUAAAUUCAUCGCCGAGGACUAUUAUAUGUCGGAUUACGCGCAGUGUGAUGGGAAUAAGGGCGUGUGUCCGGACGAAAGGAUUGGAGGGAAGAACGACGCCGUUCUUGUGCAUGGAGAACGAAAGAACGGAGUGACGACAGUUACUUAUAUGAGACCGAUGAGCACGAACGAGCCAGUGAAGGACAAAAUGAUCCCAAAUACAGAAACGAGCGUGAUCGCUGCAAUAGGACCUCUGAAUUUGAGAGGAGAAGCCAAUGCUCAUCAAAGCUUCGACAAGACGACCGAGGACAUCCGUAUUGAUUUUACGUCGAGAAAUGUGCACGAGUGUACAAAUUCCCUCUACAAUCUCCCGGACAUGUCUGACAUCAAACCCUGGCCCGUAGCCGUAAUCACCAACGAAACUACGUUCAGUGCUAGGAUCGGGCCUGCUGGUGGGAAAAGGGGAUACACGAGAAUUACAGGACAACCUGCUUGGGGAAUCGCGUGGUACAUCAACGAUUUGCUCAUCCCAGAAAUCACGGUGGAAAGAGGACAAACAUAUAUAUUCAUAGUGGAGGGUGGAAAUGAUCCAGCUAAUCCAGCCAGGUACCAUCCAUUUUACAUCACCACCAGUCCAGAGGGUGGAUUUGGUCAAAAAACUGAGGAUGAACAAAAGGCGCAAAAAGUGUUCGCAGGAGUAAAGUACGAGGAUGGAUAUCCCUAUCCAACCGCGGCUGGCCGCUAUUGCGAAUGGGUUCACAAGACGGUGGAUAUGAGUGCGGAUAUGGAGACCUUUGAAAAUUUCUUUGAAACCCUUAGACUCGAGUGUGACAAGGGUGAACCGGCGAAACUUGUUUGGACCGUGACCGAAGAUACUCCAGAUUUAGUUUAUUAUCAGUGUUACACGCACAAUAACUUGGGCUGGAAAAUACACGUUGUCAACAGCGCACACACGGCCGUAUUGUCGAUGGUCACGACGACGUUUGUCGUUAGUAUGUUAAAAUUCAUAAGAUGAAUUAACCUUAUUAAAUAUCGUUUA
Apis laboriosa (Himalayan honeybee) is the source of this 2327-nucleotide messenger RNA. Its product is annotated as protein Skeletor, isoforms B/C. The coding region runs from base 231 to 2303 and encodes 690 amino acids. The record is from RefSeq and is a predicted model, not a curated record. The transcript has 12 exons. Lineage: Eukaryota; Metazoa; Arthropoda; Insecta; Hymenoptera; Apidae.